Centropristis striata (black sea bass) is the source of this 8202-nucleotide messenger RNA. RefSeq lists its product as uncharacterized. Gene Ontology annotation, biological process: G protein-coupled receptor signaling pathway. The annotation marks the transcript as partial. The record is from RefSeq and is a predicted model, not a curated record. Gene Ontology annotation, cellular component: membrane. Gene Ontology annotation, molecular function: G protein-coupled receptor activity. The transcript is spliced from 34 exons. NCBI's taxonomy places the organism in Eukaryota, Metazoa, Chordata, Actinopteri, Perciformes, Serranidae.
AGAGCUUUCCGCUGGAUGAUGACCAUGGUGUUUGCUGUGGAGGAAAUUAACCGUAAUUCAAGCCUGUUACCAGGUGUAACACUAGGCUACCGGAUUAUGGACAGCUGUGACCAUGUCCACACCAGCCUGCAAGCUCUAUUGUCUUUAGUCAGUCACACCAAAGCUAGUACAGGAUCUCAAAUUCUGCCCUCAUGUCUGGCCGAUUCUCCUGUGCCUGCUGUGAUCGGUCUUGCAUCCUCUUCCCCUACAAGAGCUGUAGCUCACACUCUUGGGCCUUUUAAUCUCCCACUGGUGAGUUAUUUUGCCACUUGUACCUGUCUCACUGACAAGCAUAUGUACCCAUCAUUCUUGCGGACUGUGCCGAGUGAUCUCUUUCAAGUUAGAGGUCUUGUUCAGCUGGUCACCUUCUCAGGCUGGCUCUGGGUGGGCACAAUAGGAACCACGGAUGACUACAGCCAUUAUGGCAUUCAAGCAUUUUCUAAUCAAUUUAGAGAACAAGGUGGAUGUGUGGCAUUUCAUCUGACAAUCCCAAAAUCACCCACAGCAGCUGAGAUACAAGAAAUGGCAGACAGGCUGCAGAGAUCAACUGCACAGGUAGUGGUGGUCUUUGCCACAGAGGGACAGCUGCUGGAUCUGCUGUUAGAGCUGUCUCAGAGAAAUGUGACAGGGAUCCAGUGGGUAGCGAGUGAAGCCUGGGUGACUGCUAGCCUUCUGACCUCACCCCAUUUCCACCCGCUCCUAGAGGGCACUCUGGGCUUCUCCUUCCCCGGAGUCAGGAUCCCCGGCUUGAAAGAGUUCCUGUUGAAUGUCUACCCCGCUCCCAAACCUGGAAUGGCAUUUGUCAACAUGUUCUGGGAAGAGCUUUUUGGCUGCAGGCUAGCAUUUAGAGGAGGCCGAUCCAGAGAAAAUGAUGCAGAUGCCCCUGUAUGCACUGGUUUAGAGGAUCUGACGUUCACUGACAGCAGCUACACUGACGUUUCUCAGGUCAGAAUAUCUUAUAAUGUGUAUAAAGCUGUAUAUGCUUUCGCCCAUGCUCUGCACACUUUAUUGAACUGUGAUUCUUCUGGACAUAACAGAAUGUGUGAGAAUCAUAAAUCAUUUACUUCCAGGCAGUUGCUGCAUCACAUUAAGACAGUAAAUUUCACUGACCAGUUUGGGGAAAAGGUAUAUUUUGACUCCAAUGGAGAGCCGGUCCCUCUCUAUGACAUCAUUAACUGGCAGAAGGACAGCAAGGGUGAAAUAAGAUUUAUUAAAGUGGGAAGCUAUGACGGUUCGGCUCCAUUGAGACAUCAGUUGCAGAUAGAACAGGGCAGCAUUGUGUGGACAAAAGGACAGUCACAGGUACCUGUAUCUCAGUGUAGUGCUCCAUGCUCCCCUGGCAGCAGGCAGGCCAGACGUCCAGGAGAGCCCCACUGCUGCUUUGAUUGUUUGCCCUGUGCAGAUGGAGAGAUCAGCAACCAGACUGGUUCCACUGAGUGCACAAAAUGUCCUGAAUAUUACUGGUCGGACAGGGACAAGGUGAAAUGCGUGGCAGGGGUCGAGGAAUUCUUGUCGUUCCACGACACCAUGGGCAUCAUCCUGGUUGCUCUCACACUGUUAGGUGUCGUACUGACAACCAUCGUCACGGCUGUCUUUUACCAUUUCCGUUUCACGCCGAUCGUCAAGGCCAACAACUCAGAAAUAAGUUUCUUGCUUCUCCUGUCACUCAAACUCUGCUUCUUGUGUUCUCUGGUGUUCAUCGGCCAGCCGUCUGUGUGGGCAUGUAGGCUCCGCCAGGCAGCGUUCGGGAUCAGCUUUGUCCUCUGUCUGUCCUGCCUCCUCGUGAAGACCAUCGUGGUACUCUUGGCUUUCCGGGCUAAUGCACCUGGUUCAAGGGCUCUGAAGCUGUUUGGUCCCACUCAACAGAGGACUCUGAUCCUCUGCACUACAGCUCCUCAGGUUUGUCUCUGCGCAGGUUGGCUUUUAGGCGCACCUCCAUUCCCUUACAAAAACCCAAACUACCAAGCCUCAACUGGAAAAAUUGUUGUGGAGUGUAAAGAGCCAUGGCCUCCUGGAUUUUAUCUAGUCCUUGGCUACAUUGGGCUACUGGCUUUCAUCUGCCUCCUACUGGCGUUCCUCGGACGGAAGCUACCCGAUAGGUUCAAUGAGGCGAAGCUCAUCACCUUCAGCAUGCUGAUCUUCUGGGCUGUGUGGAUUUCUUUCAUCCCAGCUUAUGUCAGCUCUCCUGGGAAGUUCACUGUGGCAGUGGAAGUAUUUGCUAUAUUAGCCUCCAGUUUUGGACUGUUACUUUGUAUUUUUGUGCCCAAAUGCUACAUCAUUUUAUUCCAGCCGCAGAGGAACAUAAAGAAAGGCUUGACUGGAAACCACUUCAUGAUGUUGUCCCCUGGCCUGGUGGCAGUGAAAGCAGCCAGCACGACCAGGGUCUUCCCCAGGAUGCAGGAGAUACAAAGUGAAAAUGUGAUGCUAAAGGCAGUGUGGCGCAGCAUGCAGGACCAAGCUGUUGGCUCUCCAAUGAACACCAGGGAACACAGGAAACACAGAGUCAAGAACUCCACCUUCUUGGGGAUGCAGGCUGUUCUGUCGUCGUUUGACCAGAAGUCCUCGGGACAGAAUGUGCACUCUAUUGAAUCUAAAGGCAAGAGGUCAAAGCAGCAGACAGGCUCCCCACGACGGACAGCUUUCCGGGACCCUGGAAGACAGCUGGCACUGCACACAGACAAUGUUGAGAACAUCAUAAUAGGGGAUGGAGUCACCCUUCAGGUCAAAGUUCACUUCCUCCCCGGCAAUGUUAAAUGUCACUUCCUGAAGGUAGUCACUGAGUCUGGAGAUAUGACCUUUUCUGAUGCCAAACCCGAUGGUGCCCCCCAGAAAGGGAAGCUACUUCUUGUUUAUUCACUCAUGGCAGUGCCAGCUGCAAAUCUUCUUACAUUUCUUUUUCUCUUUGGGGCCAAACCUGGCUUAUCUGCUGCUCUGGAUAACUGUAUUUUCUUGGGUGAAGAAGAGAAAAACAGUCUGUAUGAAGAUGGAGAUGUAGUUAUAGGGGGCUUAUUCCCUCUACAUUACAGCCCUGUGUCUUCUCUCCCAACAUAUACAACCAAACCAGCACCUUAUAUGUAUAAAUAUUUCAACUCUCGUACCUUGCGCUGGAUGCAGACUAUGACUUUUGCAAUCACAGAAAUCAACCAGCGCAGUGAUCUGCUGCCACAUCUAAAACUGGGUUUCCACAUCCGUGACAGCUGUGCUCACAUACCUGUUUCUCUGAGAGCAGCUUUGCUGUUGGUGAACGGACAGCCUGAGAUAGACAUCAGUGUCAAAAACAAUUGGGAAAGAAACAGUAGUUAUAAUUUAGGAUGUGAUGCCGUAAAAAGCACUGUGUCCCCCGUAAUCAUCGGAGAGGCUUCCUCAGCGGUGUCUAUGGCUCUGCUAAGAAGUCUGGGUUCUUUCCAUAUCCCCUUGGUGAGCUAUUUUUCAUCCUGCAGCUGUCUGAGUAACCAAAAGGAGUUCCCCACAUUCAUGCGCACCAUGCCCAGUGACACCUUCCAGGUCAAAGCUCUGGCUCAGCUGGUUAGUUAUUUUGGCUGGACUUGGGUUGGAGUCAUUGGUUUGGAAUCUGAUUAUGGGCGCGUUGCCGCACAGCUCUUCCUGCAGGAGUCGGUGCAGUACGGUGUGUGUGCUGCCUACAUUCACCUCUACCCUGUAGUCCUGAGUCAACAGGCCCUAGAUGAGCUGCUUGAUGUUAUUCAGAUGUCAUCCUCAAAGGUCAUCAUUAACUUUUGUAGUGAAUCCGAGAUGAAGAGCAUCCUUAGAGAGGUCAGACGUCGGAAUAUAACCGGCCUGCAGUGGAUCGCCAGUGAGGCUUGGGCCAGUGCCAUAUCGCUCUGGGAAAAGUUUGGAGAUCUGCUGGCUGGAACACUAGGAUUUGCCAUCCAGAGAGCUGAUGUGAUUCCAGGGCUGAAAGAACACCUGGCUGGUCUCAGACCAUACAACAUUCACAAAACAGCUUUCUUGGCAGAAUUUUGGGAAGAGUUGUUUAACUGCCGACUGAACGGGUCAGUGAACAGCCACUCUCACAGGGGCGACAACUACCAGGACAGAUUGCCAUGUAAAGGGACGGAGGACUUAAAUGAUGUCUACUCUCCUUAUUUUGAUGUGACACAGUUACGAGUGUCCUAUAAUGUUUACAAGGCUGUGUAUGUGGUGGCCCAUGCCUUGCAAGAUAUGAGUAACUGUGUAGUCGGACAGGGGCCUUUCCUGAACGGCAGCUGUGCAGACCCAAAGAAUGUUAAACCUUGGCAGCUAGUCCACUACAUGAAGGGUGCUAAUUUUUCUGCACUCGGAGAGAGAAUCAGCUUUGAUCAAAACGGUGACCCCAUUGCUUAUUAUGAUCUCAUGAACUGGCAAAGGAUGCCUGACGGCUCAAUAAAUUUGGUAAAAGUGGGUUUCUAUGACGCCUCUUCUCCUUCUGGACGCAGCCUGGUCAUAAAUGACUCAGUGAUUCAGUGGCCUGUUGGGAAACAGGCUUCCCGGUCUGUAUGCAGCGACAGUUGUCCUCCAGGUUCCCGUGUCACCAGGAGAAAGGGAGAACCUAUCUGCUGUUUUGACUGUGUCCCCUGUGCUGAGGGAGAAGUUAGUAAUAAGACUGAUUCUUUAGACUGCUCACGCUGCUCAGAGGACACAUGGCCCAAUAAAGUCAGAGAUCUCUGCAUCCCAAAGACUAUAGAGUUCCUGUCUUACCAUGAGUUAAUGGGUAUUGUUUUGUGUGUUGUAUCUGUCCUCGGAGCGUGUAUUUCACUCUUCAUCCUCGUUGUAUUCUUCACACACAAAGACACGCCACUGGUUCGGGCCAACAACAUGGAACUGAGCUUCCUUCUUUUAGUGUUUCUGGCGGUCUGUUUCCUUGUUGGCCUGUUGUUCAUUGGUGAGCCUUCAGACUGGCUUUGCCGUAUCAGGUAUCCAGCAUUUGGGAUCAGUUUUGCCCUCUGCAUUUCAUGCCUCCUGGCCAAGACAGCUGUGGUCCUAAUGGCUUUCAGGUCCACUCUGCCAGGAAGUCGUGUCAUGAAGUGGUUUGGACCCAACCAGCAGAGAGCCAGUGUACUUUUCGGAACAAUUGUUCAGGUGAUAAUCUGUGUUGUGUGGUUGCUCACCAGUCCACCUCAUGCCAACAACAACACAGAUUACAGUUCCACCAUCAUCAUUGAAUGUGUUACUGGUUCAGAAGCUGGUUUCUGGUGUGUUCUUGGAUACAUCGGCAUCUUGGCCUGCAUGUGCUUCUUUAUGGCAUUUUUGGCUCGGAAGCUGCCUGAUAAUUUUAAUGAGGCAAAGUUCAUCACCUUCAGCAUGCUGAUAUUCUUUGCAGUAUGGGUCACUUUUAUUCCAGUAUAUGUGAGCACAGCAGGGAAAUACACGGUGGCUGUCCAUAUUUUUGCUAUUUUAGCCUCAGCUUUUGGUCUCCUUUUCUGUAUUUUUGUUCCAAAGUGCUACAUCAUAAUUGUGAAACCAGAAAAAAACUGCAAGAAAAACAUAAUGGACGUUAUGUUCAACAUCAACCUUGAGGAGAAAGGGAAGCUACUUCUUGUUUAUUCACUCAUGGCAGUGCCAGCUGCAAAUCUUCUUACAUUUCUUUUUCUCUUUGGGGCCAAACCUGGCUCAUCUGCUCCUCUGGAUAACUGUAUUUUCUUGGGUGAAGAGGAGAAAAACAGUCUGUAUGAAGAUGGAGAUGUAGUUAUAGGGGGCUUAUUCCCUCUACAUCACAGCCCUGUGUCUUCUCUCCCAACAUAUACAACCAAACCAAACUUUUUUCUUUACAGUUUCAACUCUCGUACCUUGCGCUGGAUGCAGACUAUGACUUUUGCAAUCACAGAAAUCAACCAGCGCAGUGAUCUGCUGCCACAUCUAAAACUGGGUUUCCACAUCCGUGACAGCUGUUCUCACAUACCUGUUUCUCUGAGAGCAGCUUUGCUGUUGGUGAACGGACAGCCUGAGAUAGACAUCAGUGUCAAAAAUAAUUGGGAAAGAAACAGUAGUUAUUUAGGAUGCUCUGCCAUAAAAAGCACUGUGUCCCCCGUAAUCAUAGGAGACGCUUCCUCAGCGGUGUCUAUGGCUCUGCUAAGAAGCCUGGGUUCUUUCCACAUCCCCUUGGUGAGCUAUUUUUCAUCCUGCAGCUGUCUGAGUAACCAAAAGGAGUUCCCCACAUUCAUGCGCACCAUGCCCAGUGACACCUUCCAGGUCAGAGCCCUAGCUCAGCUGGUUAGUUAUUUUGGCUGGACUUGGGUUGGAGUCAUUGGUUUGGAAUCCGAUUAUGGGCGCGUUGCCGCCCAGCUCUUCCUGCAGGAGUCGGUGCAGUACGGUGUGUGUGCUGCCUACACUCACCUCUACCCUGUAGUCCUGAGUCAGCAGGCUCUAGAUGAGCUGCUUGAUAUUAUUCAGAUGUCAUCCUCAAAAGUCAUCAUUAACUUUUGUGGUGAAUCCAAGAUGAAGAGCAUCCUGAGAGAGGUCAGACGUCGGAAUAUAACCGGCCUGCAGUGGAUCGCCAGUGAGGCUUGGGCCAGUGCCAUAUCGCUCUGGGAAAAGUUUGGAGAUCUGCUGGCUGGAACACUAGGAUUUGCCAUCCAGAGAGCUGAUGUGAUUCCAGGGCUGAAAGAACACCUGGCUGGUCUCAGACCAUACAACAUUCACAAAUCAGCUUUCUUCACAGAAUUUUGGGAAGAGUUGUUUAACUGCCGACUGAACGGGUCAGUGAACAGCCACUCUCACAGGGGCGACAACUACCAGGACAGAUUGCCAUGUAAAGGGACGGAGGACUUAAAUGAUGUCUACUCUCCUUAUUUUGAUGUGACACAGUUACGAGUGUCCUAUAAUGUUUACAAGGCUGUGUAUGUGGUGGCCCACGCCUUGCAAGAUAUGAGUAACUGUGUAGUCGGACAGGGGCCUUUCCUGAACGGCAGCUGUGCAGACCCAAAGAAUGUUAAACCUUGGCAGCUAGUGCAGUACAUGAAGGGUGUUCAUUUUUCUGCACUUGGAGAGAGAAUCAGCUUUGAUCAAAACGGUGACCCCAUUGCUUAUUAUGACCUCAUGAACUGGCAAAGGAUGCCUGACGGCUCACUACAUUUGGUAAAAGUGGGUUCCUAUGACGCCUCUUCUCCUUCUGGACGCAGCCUGGUCAUAAAUGACUCAGUGAUUCAGUGGCCUGUUGGGAAACAGGCUUCCCGGUCUGUAUGCAGCGACAGUUGUCCUCCAGGUUCCCGUGUCACCAGGAGAAAGGGAGAACCUAUCUGCUGUUUUGACUGUGUCCCCUGUGCUGAGGGAGAAGUUAGUAAUACAACUGAUUCUUUAGACUGCUCUCGCUGCUCAGAGGACACAUGGCCCAAUAAAGCCAAAGAUCUCUGCAUCCCAAAGACUAUUGAGUUCCUGUCUUACCAUGAGUUAAUGGGUAUUGUGUUGUCUGUUGUAUCUGUCCUCGGAGCGUGUAUUUCACUCUCCAUCCUUGUUGUAUUCUUCACACACAAAGACACACCACUGGUUCGGGCCAACAACAUGGAACUGAGCUUCCUUCUUUUAGUGUUUCUGGCGGUCUGUUUCCUUGUUGGCCUGUUGUUUAUUGGUGAGCCUUCAGACUGGCUUUGCCGUAUCAGGUAUCCAGCAUUUGGGAUCAGUUUUGCCCUCUGCAUUUCAUGCCUCCUGGCCAAGACAGCUGUGGUCCUAAUGGCUUUUAGGUCCACUCUGCCAGGAAGUCGUGUCAUGAAGUGGUUUGGACCCUACCAGCAGAGAGCCAGUGUACUUUUUGGAACAGCUGUUCAGGUGAUAAUCUGUGUUGUGUGGUUGCUCACCAGUCCACCUCAUGCCAACAACAACACAGAUUACAGUUCCACCAUCAUCAUUGAAUGUGUUACUGGUUCAGAAGCUGGUUUCUGGUGUGUUCUUGGAUACAUCGGCAUCUUGGCCUGCAUGUGCUUCUUAAUGGCAUUUUUGGCUCGGAAGCUGCCUGAUAAUUUUAAUGAGGCAAAGUUCAUCACCUUCAGCAUGCUGAUAUUCUUUGCAGUAUGGGUCACUUUUAUUCCGGUAUAUGUGAGCACAGCAGGGAAAUACACAGUGGCUGUCCAUAUUUUUGCUAUUUUAGCCUCAGCUUUUGGUCUCCUUUUUUGUAUCUUUGUUCCAAAGUGCUACAUCAUAAUUGUGAAACCAGAAAAAAACUGCAAGAAAAAC